Molecule: messenger RNA, 1472 nt
Organism: Mauremys reevesii (Reeves's turtle)
Lineage: Eukaryota; Metazoa; Chordata; Testudines; Geoemydidae
Gene: GRPR
Product: gastrin releasing peptide receptor
Exons: 3
Coding region: 1-1164 (387 amino acids)
Biological process (GO): G protein-coupled receptor signaling pathway
Cellular component (GO): membrane
Molecular function (GO): G protein-coupled peptide receptor activity
Source: RefSeq, a predicted model, not a curated record
AUGGCUUCUGAAGAGCAUUUUCUUCUAGACUUGAAAGUGGAUAACUUUAUUCUUUGCAACAUCUCCAUCAAUCAAAGUGCAAAUCUUUCCAUCCCGAGUGAUGAUUGGUUCUACCCAGGUUUCCUGUAUGCCAUUCCAACUAUUUAUGGAAUCAUCAUUUUGAUAGGACUUAUUGGCAAUAUCACUUUGAUUAAGAUCUUUUGUACUGUGAAGUCCAUGAGAAAUGUUCCUAAUUUGUUCAUCUCCAGUCUGGCUUUAGGAGAUCUACUCCUCUUAGUGACCUGUGUCCCUGUGGAUGCCAGCAGGUACCUAGCUGACGAAUGGCUCUUUGGUCGAGUUGGAUGUAAACUUAUUCCCUUUAUACAACUCACUUCAGUGGGGGUGUCAGUCUUCACACUUACAGCUCUCUCAGCAGACAGGUAUAAAGCGAUAGUGAGGCCAAUGGAUAUCCAAGCCCCCCAUGCGCUGAUGAAGAUUUGUAUGAAAGCUGCUAUGAUCUGGAUUUUAUCCAUGCUGCUUGCCAUUCCUGAAGUUGUGUUUUCUGACUUGCACCCUUUCUAUGACAGAGACACUAACAGAACAUUCAUCAGCUGUGCCCCUUACCCACAUUCUGAUGGGCUACAUCCAAAAAUUCAUUCAAUGGCAUCAUUUCUGAUCUUUUACAUCAUUCCUCUAUCGGUCAUUUCAGUGUAUUACUAUUUCAUUGCUAAAAAUUUGAUCCGGAGUGCUUACAACAUACCUGUGGAAGGAAACAUACAUGUUCAGAAACAGAUCGAUUCACGGAAGCGUCUGGCCAAGACGGUGCUGGUGUUUGUGUGCCUCUUUGCUUUCUGCUGGCUUCCUAAUCACAUCAUCUAUUUAUACCGGUCCUACCAUUAUUCAGAGGUAGACACCUCAGUGUUGCACUUCAUCACCAGCAUCUGUGCCCGAAUCCUGGCCUUUGCUAACUCUUGCGUAAACCCUUUCGCACUCUACUUGCUCAGCAAAAGUUUUAGGAAACAGUUCAACAAUCAGCUGUUGUGCUGCAGAACCCGUCUCCUCAUCAGGUCCCAAAGCAUGGGCAGAAGCACCACCCGAAUGACCUCCCUCAAGAGCACCAACCAUUCAGUGGCCACGUUCAGCCUCAUCAACGGCAACCACAUCUGUAAUGAAGGCUGUGUAUAGGGUACAUGGCAGGGGUCAGCUUUGGAAACUGUUGCGCAGUGUAGUUAGCAUGGCUGCCUGCUCUGCUUUGCAGGGAUAAUGAGUAGCAUACGUGCAUAGAGAAAUCAACUGCAUACAAGAACUUCCAGGUACUUAGGGCCUGACACUGUCAUAGUGAACGCCUCAUGAGAUGUGCUGAACGCCUUUAUUGCCCACCGAUUUAAUGAGAGUUGAGUGCACUCAGACCCUAUAAGACCAGGCCUUCAUUGGCUUGGAGUCAAAUCUUGAGGUCCAUAGUUUUGCCUCAGUUCUGACUCAGGCAGACUCCA